AUGCAAAAUUACUUCUCUUCAGACUUUCCUUUUGACUCGUCACUCUCAGGUAAUUCUCAAUCAAACAACUUCUUCUCUCAACAACACCAAGAAUUUAAUGACUUUUCUUCGAAUGAAUUUUCUUCACAGUCAUCAAACAAUUUUCCUGUGACAUUCCAAAACGACUUUUCUCAAUUUUCAACUUUUGACCCUCAAGUUAAUCAACAGUCAACCCAACAAAAUGUUCUAUCAAAAGGUCCUGCAAAAUUUAAAUUUGAACCACCACCUUCUACAACUAAAAGAGGAUGUGCUGAUAUAAAACCUCCAAUGACCAACCCCUCUUCUCUCAAUCCUGCUUCACAACAACAAAUCCAAGUCCAACCACCGUCUUCAGAAAAACAAACAACUGAAGAUGUGCCACAACCAAUACAACCCCAAGUCAAAAAACAAUCUGCUAAUGAUCAUUAUAAUCUUUUAAGAGAAAUUGCUGCUGAGACACUAACCUCAAACAAUCUUGUUCAAACCGAGUCUUUAGCACAACAUACAGAACAACCAUUUGAAUUUAAUAAUCAACAACAAUCAUUUGAAUUUAAUAAUCAACAACAAUCAUUUGAAUUUAAUAACCAACAACAACUUAAUGUAUUUUCUAAUGACUUCUCUUUUGAUCAACAAACAGGACAACCCUCACAAGAAACAAUGGAGUAUCAGGUUGUUGAACAACAAUUAAAGUCUCAGAAAUCUGAAGAACCUAAAGUUGAAAUUACGCCUCAAGUAACACAACCUCUCAAACCUACUAAAUUCAUACCACCACCAAAAACAUUAUCACCAAGUGAAGGUGAAACAAAAACACAAGUACCUGUAGAGCAAAAAACUAAUGACAAUACUCAGUUUGCUUUUAGUUCUUUUGAAAAUGCCUUUUCAGGAGAUUUUUCAUUUGACACUCCAAUCGGGUCUCAUAAGGAAGAAAUUCAAUUUGAACAAAAGCCAAUAGAGUCUGAUGCUCCUGUAAUGGCACAAGAAGAAAAGAAAGAGGUAAUACCAGAAAAUAAAUCAUUUGAUAUGAUGAAUUUCAAUGAGGAUGAAAAGAGAGAAGAACUUAACCAAGCUAAACAGAAAAAAGAAGAGUUACUAGAAGAAAAAAGUCGUUUAGAAAAGGAAGUUCAAGAAUCUUCUCAAGAUAUAAAGGAGAUUGACAACAUAAAAGAACUUCAAAGUGAAAAUGAACAACUACAAAGAGAAAUUAAUGAGAUGAAAAAACAAAUUCAAAACAUAAAAGAAGAAAAAAGCAAACGAGACGAAGAAACCACUAGACUUAUAAAAGAGAAUAAUGAAAUGAAAAAACAAAUUAAUGAUUUAAAACAAAAACUAAGAGACAUGAAGGAAAAAGAAGAAGUUGAAAAGAAAGAUAAUGAAACCAAAAAACAAGAAAAUACUGAACUUAAAGAAUAUUCAAAUGAAGGACAACGUCUUGUUCAAGUAAAAGCAAUGGGUGGUAUUGUGGAAGACCAAGAAAUUGAUUCAUUCAUUUCACAUGAAAUAAAAUCAGAAGAAGAAAUAGAUAAUAGAACAAAUGGGAUGAUAGAAGAAAAGAAGCAAUCAGAAGAAAAUCCUUCACAAGAAAUUAUUGAUCAAAUAAAACAAAUGUUAAGCGAUGGGUCAUAUAAGUUAGGUCCAUUUCUUAGCACAUUGUUUACAGUUCAAGAUGAAGACUUUGAAGAUGAUAGAAAUGAGUUUCCAAUGCUUCCAUUUGCUUUACUUUAAAUAAAAAACUUGAAUGAAAUAACAACAAUCAUAAAAUAUAAAAAUAUUUUUUAACU
Entamoeba histolytica HM-1:IMSS is the source of this 1796-nucleotide messenger RNA. RefSeq lists its product as uncharacterized. The coding region runs from base 1 to 1740 and encodes 579 amino acids. The transcript has a single exon. NCBI's taxonomy places the organism in Eukaryota, Evosea, Mastigamoebida, Endamoebidae. The record is from RefSeq and is a predicted model, not a curated record.